Molecule: messenger RNA, 572 nt
Organism: Euleptes europaea (tarantolino)
Lineage: Eukaryota; Metazoa; Chordata; Lepidosauria; Squamata; Sphaerodactylidae
Gene: MORN4
Product: MORN repeat containing 4
Exons: 5
Coding region: 123-563 (146 amino acids)
Source: RefSeq, a predicted model, not a curated record
GAGCGGAGAGACGGGGAGAGGCGGUGGCCGAUGGGGGGGAGAGCGGAGGGGGGUGAGGCUGGUGGUCGCUGCCGAGGCGCUCGAAAGCCAGCUGCUGUCCUGCCUUCCCGAAAGCUAGCACCAUGACCCUUACCAAAGGUUCCUUCACCUAUUCCAGCGGAGAGGAAUAUCGUGGGGAGUGGAAGGAAGGGCGUCGGCACGGUGUUGGGCAGUUGACAUUUGCUGAUGGCAGCGUUUACCUGGGACACUUUGAGAAUGGUCUCUUCAAUGGCUGUGGGGUGCUCACUUUUGCAGAUGGCUCCAGGUACGAGGGAGAGUUUGUCCAGGGAAAGUUCAAUGGUGUUGGAGUCUUCACUCGCUAUGACAACAUGAUCUUUGAAGGAGAAUUCAAGAGUGGACGUGUCGACGGCUUUGGACUUCUAACUUUCCCUGAUGGCUCCCAUGGAAUCCCCCGCAAUGAAGGCUUUUUUGAGAACAACAAGCUCUUGCGACGGGAGAAGUGCCAGGCAGUGGUUCAGCGGGCGCAGAGUGCCUCCAAAUUGGCACAUGGCCUCACAGCAUGAUGGGGCAAA